CCUUCCGCGCCUCGGUGACGUACUUCCGGUCCUUUGCGCUCUGGGCCCGGAGAGAGGAGAUGGCUCCAGCCAAGAAGGGCGGCGAGAAGAAGAAGGGCCGCUCCGCCAUCAACGAGGUGGUGACGCGGGAGUACACCAUCAACAUCCACAAGCGCAUCCACGGAGUGGGCUUCAAGAAAAGGGCUCCCCGCGCCCUCAAGGAGAUCCGUAAAUUUGCCAUGAAGGAGAUGGGAACUCCCGACGUACGCAUCGACACCAGGCUGAACAAGGCUGUCUGGGCCAAAGGAAUAAGGAACGUCCCCUACCGCAUGCGGGUGCGUCUGUCCAGGAAGCGCAAUGAAGACGAAGACUCUCCCAACAAGCUGUACACGCUGGUCACCUACGUACCCGUCACCACCUUCAAAAACCUGCAGACGGUCAAUGUGGAUGAAAACUAAUCAAGGUUGUGUUCCCCCUAAUAAAGUCUGAAAAGGCCUCA
Messenger RNA from Tachyglossus aculeatus (Australian echidna), 478 nucleotides. RefSeq names its product ribosomal protein L31 (gene RPL31). Gene Ontology annotation, molecular function: structural constituent of ribosome. Lineage: Eukaryota; Metazoa; Chordata; Mammalia; Monotremata; Tachyglossidae. The transcript is spliced from 5 exons. The record is from RefSeq and is a predicted model, not a curated record. The coding region runs from base 60 to 437 and encodes 125 amino acids. Gene Ontology annotation, cellular component: cytosolic large ribosomal subunit; ribosome. Gene Ontology annotation, biological process: cytoplasmic translation.